GAAUAUAAAAAGGCCGGGCUGAGAUAAAGACAAUACCGUCUUUUCACAGUCUAGGGUUCUUUUCGAUUUAGUUUAUCAACCCUAAAUUCUCAACAUUGAAGGUUGAGCGUGCCGUUUGUUAUUUGGGAGGAAAUUGUAGCGAAACCAACAAUGCCUAAGCAAAUUCACGAGAUUAAAGACUUCCUCCUUACAGCCCGGAGGAAGGAUGCACGCUCCGUUAAAAUCAAGAGGAGUAAAGAUGUGGUUAAGUUCAAGGUCAGAUGCUCCAAGUAUUUGUACACACUUUGUGUGUUUGAUGUUGAGAAAGCUGAUAAGUUGAAGCAAUCACUUCCUCCAGGUUUGAAUGUGCAAGACCUGUAAACUCUCUUCGGUAUAAUGUGGUAUUCAAGAUCAAGUUUUGCUUCUGAGUUGUGUUUUACAAAUAUAUUUUUGUCUUUUUGUUUUGUUAUGGAUUCUUUACAUAUGAUUCUCAUUAUGAAUGAUCCAAAUCUGUUUUCUUGUCUUAAUACAGUUUCGCCAUUAUUUAUAUAAUCCAUUGAACCUCUAUUCUUAUUAUAUUGAAAUAUUUUCAAAUGUUUCUUCAA
This is a messenger RNA of Cicer arietinum (chickpea), 584 nucleotides long. RefSeq names its product large ribosomal subunit protein eL38z/eL38y. Gene Ontology annotation, cellular component: cytosolic large ribosomal subunit; ribosome. Gene Ontology annotation, molecular function: structural constituent of ribosome. The record is from RefSeq and is a predicted model, not a curated record. Lineage: Eukaryota; Viridiplantae; Streptophyta; Magnoliopsida; Fabales; Fabaceae. Gene Ontology annotation, biological process: protein-RNA complex assembly; translation.